AUGGCGUUCCCAGCCUUGACAAUGUUCAUGGUAUGUCUAGCCACUUCUACAAUUGUGGAAUCUCGAGACGUAGGGAGAAAUUUCAAAACCAUUCCAACCAUCACCGACUCCUUGGUAAAUCUUGGAAAAAUGGAUAUUUCAAUUUACAUUAAUGCUAAAGAUGCACAAUCCAAAUCGGACAAUAACUUGGGACCAUCCAGAUCAUUGCUUUACUCUAAAUCCGAACCUGUCGUGGAACCAUGCCCUUGUUCCAGCCUAAGAAACUACAAAGAACCUGUCAGUCAAAGCCCAUCGGAUUUCCUCAACAAAAUCUUGAUGAGCAACGAUCUCUUCUCCUACAAGGAGCCAACAACGUCCACAUUGUGCUGCGAUUCUCACGAGCACGACGACUUUGUAACCUUCGAAUUUAGUCCUUAUCAUAAAAAAUCUAGCUCACAUUCCAAUAAUUUACCAGGACUUCCUUUUAUAUUUGAGAGUUUCCUGUCCGGAAAACCGAAGCCAACGUCAAUGACGAAAGCAAAAGCUGUCGAGAUAUUCUUUUUCCCUAAAAAGUCAGAAUCCGUUUUUAUGACUGACAAAAAUAAUUAUCCCAAUAAAGAAUAUAUUCAAAUAGUCGGAGACAAAGAAUUGAGAAACGACUUUAAUAAUAUAAACAUUAAGCCUACAUUACCAACUUCAGUGUCAUCUGUAAAAAAAGAUCUGACAGCACAAGAAAAGAACGAAAUAAAAAAACUUGAUAAUGCAGAAGAGACCCAACAAGUUUCUACUGGUAGAAACAACAUAGUCUUUUAAUAUAAACGCAAAUAUCUAUAAAAUUUGAUGUUUCGCUUAACUAUCCAAUAUAAAAAUACUUUCUUCCUAGUUAUAUGUUAUACAAAUAAUUUAGAACCCAAGUAAAUUGCUAACCGGGUCUAUUUUAAAAAAAGAAACAUAAAAAAGAUGUUAAUAUUUAAUAUUGAGACAAUUUAACACCGCAGGCAACGACCCAUCAAAUUAUAAUUUCAAAAUCAUACA
Molecule: messenger RNA, 1014 nt
Organism: Diatraea saccharalis (sugarcane borer)
Lineage: Eukaryota; Metazoa; Arthropoda; Insecta; Lepidoptera; Crambidae
Source: the annotation of a GenBank genome assembly